Molecule: messenger RNA, 2749 nt
Organism: Rhineura floridana
Lineage: Eukaryota; Metazoa; Chordata; Lepidosauria; Squamata; Rhineuridae
Product: putative mediator of RNA polymerase II transcription subunit 26
Exons: 5
Coding region: 479-1759 (426 amino acids)
Source: RefSeq, a predicted model, not a curated record
CAGCCUCCUGGUGAGGCAUUUCCUGGGUUUGGAUGGAGCCCUGGCUGGGGCCGGAAGGCCCUUUUGGCCUGUUAAUUCGGGAGCUGCCCCAGGAGCUAUUUGCUGCUCUCCUUGUGCCCUGACCAUGCCCGGGGCGUUCCAGAGCCCCCGGCCAGGGCUGCGCGAGGCCGAUCAAUGGGCCUGCUGACCUCCGGGGGGGGGGAGGCUUUUCUUUCCUUUUCCACCGCGAUGGGCGGCGGGAUCGGCGCCUGAGCCACCCGCACCUGUGCAGGGGUUCCCCGAGUCCGGAGGAAGCGCAGCGUCCGCGCGAUCCCCAGCCGGAGCCGGCCGGGAGAAGGAGGGGAGCUCCCGCGAGGUGGGCGUGGGUCGCUCCAGGACCGCGAGGAGGGCUGCUGCGGGUGGAGAGAAGAGUCGGCGGCGGCGCCCAGCGCCCUCCUGCGCCUUCGGCAGCGGGCCGGAUCUGCCCGAGCAGCCGGUCAUGUUCAGCCUAAGGGGCAGUUCACGAGCCAAGAAGGCGCCGGAGGAUGCGUCCAGAGGAAAGCAUCCAAAGCAAGAUGGGAGCAGAGCUUGUCCAACGGCAAGGAGAGCAUCGAACCAGACGCAAAAAGGCUCUCUGGAGUCAGACCUGCAGGCUCUGAGGAGCACCUCACACCCCCUGGCCUCUGAUUUUCUCCAGGCCCUGCAGGUGGCCGUCCAAAUCAGUGCCCAAACGUUGGCUGAGAAUCAGCAGCUGAAAAGCAGCCUGCGGGCCCCAAACUACAACCUGCUGGAAGCAAAUCAGCAGCUCCGUCAGAAGCUGAACGACCAGCAGGACCUGGUUUCCCACCUGCCGGAAGAGAAUCGGCAGCUUCAAAACAGCCAGGAAGAGCAAGUAUCUCACCUGGCGGAAGAGAACCGUCAGCUCCAUGAGGAGCUGAACAGCCAGAAAGAGCGAGUAUCCAACCUGCUGGAAGAGAAUCGGCAGCUGCAGAACAGCCAGGAAGAGCAAGUAUCUCACCUGGCGGAAGAGAACCGUCAGCUCCAUGAGGAGCUGAACAGCCAGAAAGAGCGAGUAUCCAACCUGCUGGAAGAGAAUCGGCAGCUGCAGAACAGCCAGGAAGAGCAACAAGCCCAUCUGCUCAAAGAGAAUCGGCAGCUUCAGCAAGAGCUGAAGGACCAGGAAGACCUCGUAUCCCAGCUGCUGGAGGAGAAUCAGCAGCUUCAGCAGGCGGUGAACAACCAGGAAUUCAAAGUAUCCCAUCUGCUGGAGGAGAAUCAGUGGCUUCGGCAAGAGCAGAUGAGAAGCCAGAGAGGAACCCAGAAAUCAGUGUGCCAAACGUUGGCUCCACUGGCUGCAGUCUUCCCCGUGCAGGUCUGGACCACCGGGCACACCGGCGGCUGUGAAAAGCACUUUGUGGAUGAGGUGUCCAAGCGCCUUGCCGGCCUUGGAGUCGCUCUCCAGCUGGAGGAUUAUCAAGAGGAGUCGGAACGCUUUCUGCUCCGCUUCUGCCCUGUCGUCUCCCGCAUGGGCACCGACACCAUCCGUGCCCUUGAGGGACUCAACAGUGUGCGGAAGGCCCUCCUGGUUGUGUUGCACCUUAAGCCAAAGCACAGCCGCCAAGACAUUGUCGACACCAAGCGGCAGGUGCAACAUGGCGCUCUGGUGAGGACGCUCCAUGCCUGCUACAGCAUUCAGGACGGAUUCUACGCCUGUGAGAUGAACAAGGCCGCUUUGGCUUCCGCUGUCGAGGCCACCAAUGAGUUUUGCUGCCGUAUCUGAUGCUCCAACUUCUGUGUCGGUGGCGGUGUUGAAAUAUGAAAUCAGUUUUCAUUGGUUGAGGAUGGUAACGGCAAAGUUGGGCCCAGCCUGGCUUACCACCUCAAGGGCUUCUCCACUUCGACUUGUACGUUGCCCUUUUGCUCUGCAGCCAGAGUCUUCGUAUGCCUCUUCCACCGUGUGCCACAUUCAUAAAGGCUCCUUCAGCCAGAGAGGACUUUGCCCGUUGCCCACAACAGCUGCAGCGUAGAGAGAGAGAGGCACACCUUGGCCAACACCGUCCUCUUGCAAAGGGACCGGUGGCUUUAGGUUGCCAAAGGCCACCAGCCCACUUUGAAGCCACAAUGUUAAAUACAGAAAGGCAAUUUAAUUCAGAGUUCCUGCAAAUAAAAUAUCCUUUUUGGCCUAACGCACUGCAAGAGCAGGUCUUGAACCCAAUUUGUCAAGAGGGAAAUUGCAAACAAUUUGAUCUUGGAGUCUGGAUUUUAGAAUGGUAAUUGGGUGGCAGAGUGCAAAUGGGGGUGCCCACAGAGACUGGCAACUUUUGGUUGCUUGUGUCCUCUGCCUGACAUCCAAAAUUUGCAACUAGAUGCAAGUCUGAUGCAAAUGUUUCGGCUUGUCCAAUACCCCUAAGUGCUUUUUGUCGGAAAAAAAACAACUGUAUGAAGACUGUCAAGGAUACUAGUCAUAAGCACGCCAUUUCUACCAUAUGUGGACAUACACGGAUGCUAGUAUUAACUAUGGAGACCAGAACAGGCUGCAACUGUUUGCACAUUUUUGUAUGUCUGGAUUUGUGGACGUGGUCUUUAGCUUUAUUUCUAAGACUUGACAUUGCAGAGAAAAGUCUCAAAUGGGGCUGCACCUCACACCCAGGGGUGGCAUUGGCAGCAGAGACCAGGAAGUGCAAAUCCAGGUAUUCUCAAGCACCUUUAUUACCUUGUGUUGUGUCCCUGGUGGGAAAUAUGGAAUAAAUCUAAUAGUUGGGCUACUGAA